AUGGAAGGUAUAGAUCCCCGAUCGCCUUAUCAUCAUCGCGAUAGCUACCGGGAUCAGAUUGUCUAUCCGGAAGACACGUACCGCGGGGCUGCUGAACGUCCCAGACCCGCUAGUGCCCGGGACUUAGGUUACGGGGAUAUGUACGAUUCCGGAAUACACGCACACUCUAGUUCUCCACGAAUUAAUCAGGCUGCUUACGUUGAGAAUCCCGGUACGUUAGGAUUGGACAGUCGUGCAGGUUCACUGGAUCGCCGAGGUGAGCUAUAUGGUACAUUACGAGGAAAUUUUGAUGCCGUGCCCGAACGUUUAGUCAAGCCUGCUGCUAGACAACAAUACACACUAAAGUCAUUGAAUUCAAAUCCCGGAUUGUCUUCAGUGUUAGGUUCUGGUGCCCAAACUCAUCGUCGGGCUCAUUCUUACGAUAUGAACCUGGAAAAACAAGGAUUGGCUGACUACAAUAGUCUGCUUGCAGCUGCUGGUGUUGGAGCUACUCAAAGUAUCUACGGCAAUCCGACUACACAGUUGCUGGAUUACAGUGGUCUUACUGCCCCUACCUUAUCUUCACUUGGUGGGUUGGACUAUGCCUCGUUGCAACGCACUUCUGCAUACCCAACCUUGCAACCAGGAUUGCUCAAUUUUGCUUCAGCAUCCGAUAUCACUACGUUGCAACGGGAAUGCUUACGACUGCAACACGAACUAGAUGUUACUCGGGAAAAGCUAAACGCCUGCACAACCAGUAUUCGUACAUUCUGGAGUCCUGAAUUGAAGCGUGAGCGAUCAAUGCGAAAGGAAGAAAAUGCAAAGUAUGCAAUUCUGGCAGAUCAUCUACAUCAAUUGCAACUUGAGAAACAGACUAUGCUCGAGACUUUGCAUAAUAUGGAAGCAGAUUUGCGCCGAGAACGAGACAUACGCAUUCGUGGGCGUUUCUCCGCCGAACACGGCACGGAACAUCUGAGUGAGUUGGAUUUGGCUAAACGUCAAGUGGACGAAUUGACUCUGGAAAACAAACAGUUAAAAAAAGCGGUCGAAGAAGCGGACCGACGUACAGCAAACGUCAAAGCCAGUCUGACGGCUACGGAGGAAAGUUUACGACGUUUGAUUGAGGCGGUCAAAGUCGGCAAAGCGGCCACAACAACUAAUGUGCCAACUUCGGAGGCAGUUGGAACAGCCGUGACCGGGGCAGCGACUGCGUCGGCGGUGGAUGCAAGCGGGGCAACAAACAUUCGACUGGAACGAAUUGAGGCUGAUCGCGCGGAGAUCGCUCGUCUGCGCCAUCAGUUGAAUGAGGCAUGCACGCGUGGAAGCGAAGCAGAACGUCAGCUGAUCGAUCGAAACUAUGAGUUCUCGCGUCUAAAAGAGGAAUUUAACCUACUUCUGCAAGACCACAGACAACUGAAACAGGAGAAUGACACACUGAGACAAGAUACAAGACAAACACAGACACUUCAGUCGAUUGUCGACACCAAGGAAUCAAAAAUAAUGACUCUAGAAAACGAGAUUCGUCUGUUAGAGGAUGAAAUUGCUCGACUCCGCGAUGAUGGAUUGAUAACUCCAAAUACGUCCACGAGCAGCGGAAUUGAUGAUCUGGACAAGACACUACAGGCAUUCCGCAGUAACGAACGACUGCUCAAAUCCAAGAUCGAAAUGCUCAAUGGUGAAAUUUCCAAACGAGAUUGUGAAAUCUACACGUUGCAAUCGCGUCUGGAGAUGACGGACAAACAACACCAGGACCAGACACAUCACAUCAAUGUGUUGAAAGAACAGGUGAAAACGAGAGAGCAUAAAAUUUCGAUGCUCACUGCCGAUACGGAAGAUUUUCGCAAACGUCUGAAGGAGAAGGAGACACAGUUGGAGAAAAAAACUAAAGCACUUUCGAAUGCCCAGAGCGCAAAACGUCAACUUGAAACGGAAAUGGCCGAAUUAAAGGAUCAAUUGGACAUCAAAGAACGCAAGAUAUCCCUACUUCAACGAAAAAUUGAGAACUUGGAAGAUCUGCUAAAUGACAAAGACACCCAGCUGGCUGCCUCAAAAGCUCGCCUGACCCGAAUCAGCACAGAAAGAGCUGGAGUUGAGGGUGUGCGAGCAGCUAUGGAAGAAUCGAUGAAGGAACGAGAAAUUCUGUCUGAACGAUUGAAAGAGGCUCGAGCUCGUGGUGAAUCGCCCGGUUUGGACGAGAUUGAUGCUCAAAAGCGUCUGGUUUCUGAGUUACGGGCUCGAUUAGAUUCUCUUCAGCGUGAGGCAGAUGAGAAGGCCACACAGCUACUGGAGCUUCGUGAGGAGUUAGGGGAACUGCGUACCGGUCGAUACAAGCACGAAGCUGAAGUGAGCCAAUUACAAGCUCAACUAAAUCAACGUGCAUCCGAAAUGGCCACUCUCCAAAUGGAAAAGCAGAUGCAACACAAACAAAUCUCUUCGGAAUACGAGUUGAAAUACGGUCAACGUAUCAGCGAAUUGGAAACCCAAGUCACGCACUAUAUGGAAAGUGCUUCGAAACUCCAAUCCGAAAUUGAUCGUCUACUUCGAACGCUGGAUAAUGAAAAGUUUGAAAAGGAGAAACAAAUGCAUGAAUUGCAGGAGGAAUUGCGUGAGGCUCAGAAUAAUCUAUCUAACUUGAAGCGUUCACAACAGACUGAACGAAAGAAACAAACCCAACUGCUCGAGGAGGCUAGGCAACGCGAGGACAAUGCACAUUCGGAUGUGGAAAUUCUGAAAGGUAUCAUGUCUGAGAAAGAUUCACGUAUUCGUGAGCUGGAACAGGCACUACGAGAAAGUGUCCGACUGACCGCGGAACGUGAGAUUUACGCUUCCGGACGAGAUGAUGAAACCCGACAUUUGGAACAACAGUUGCGUGAAAUGCGAACAAAUGUGGAACAAUUACAACGCGAGCGAAACAAUUUAUCCGCGCAAAUGGCCACCGUCCAGGAGGAGCUGAGUGAUCGCGAGAACCAACUGAAAACACUGGAACAGGAAUGUUUCCAGAAUUAUCUUCCGGAAUUGGAGAAAUUGCGUCGCGCAAAUCACGAGGCUAAUUUGCGUGUGGCUGCCAUGGUAAAACUGACUCAGGGACGGGAACACACGCUGACCGAUCAGGAUCGAACUGCACUUUCGGGUAUUCCGUUGUUCCCCAAUCUGGCAACUACUGGGGGAUGGUCUGCCACAGGCAUGGGUGGCCCUGCUCCUUCACGUCUGAUGACCGGAAGCAGUGGCUAUUUGGGUGCUUAUCACUCGGGCGGAGCGACAUCACCACAUUUGGUCGGAAGUGCGUUCCAACUGAUUGGAAAUUCAGCCACUGCAUUGGCUACCGCUACCGGUGGACGAGCCUCAGUUCCGGGACAGCCGAUCGCGAGUCCGGAUGUGGUCAUGUUGACAAGAAUGUUACAGGAUAAAGAAAGUAUGGUAAGAGCAGUGUGCUAUUAG
Messenger RNA from Echinostoma caproni, 3417 nucleotides. NCBI's taxonomy places the organism in Eukaryota, Metazoa, Platyhelminthes, Trematoda, Plagiorchiida, Echinostomatidae. The record is from the annotation of a GenBank genome assembly.